AUGGCAACAUUAGUGGAUUCCUCGGUACAGUCCAGUGCUCCCGGUAGCACAAGUCAUGGGUAUUCUUGGAUUCCUCCCGGGCUCAACCGCAGAAAGGUUGAGGAGUAUAUGGCACAGCUACCCAAUCAUGUUGUUCCACGGAUUAACAGUACCGGUGAGAAAUAUCGGGAAAAACAGUUGCUGUUGCAACUUCCGAGACAAGACCUAUCAGUUGCAUACUGCAAACACUUAUCAAACAAUGUUGAGAGAAAAAUUUUUGAAGAGUUUAUUAAUGCACGAAAUGAAAUUGCUCUAGACAUCGGUUUUGUAUGCCCAAAUAUUCCAAAACAAAUGGAAUGCCGAAAAUGCAGCGGAGUUCUUGAAAAAAAUGAAAUGGCUGUUAUGGCACCAAAACUAGGUGAAAACUGUGGUUGGCAUCCGGCGUGUUUUAUAUGCACCACUUGUGAACAGGUUUAG
Messenger RNA from Enterobius vermicularis (human pinworm), 456 nucleotides. The record is from the annotation of a GenBank genome assembly. Lineage: Eukaryota; Metazoa; Nematoda; Chromadorea; Rhabditida; Oxyuridae.